This is a messenger RNA of Rotaria sordida, 891 nucleotides long. The record is from the annotation of a GenBank genome assembly. Lineage: Eukaryota; Metazoa; Rotifera; Eurotatoria; Philodinida; Philodinidae.
AUGAAAUUAUGUAUGCAAACAAAUAUACAACAACUGAAACAAUCAUUAAUUCAAAUUCAAACAAUACCUCAACAAUUACCAUUUUUUCUCAUAUUAGUAGAACUUGCACAUUUACCACCAAUUCAUUCAUUAAUAGGCGUAAAAAAAAUUCGUAUUCUUCAUUUAUUUCAAGCAUUACCAUCAUCAACACGAGCUAAUAACAACCCAACAAAUACAAAUAUUAAUCAACAAAUAAUUAAGAAUAUUAAUGAUGAUAUUGAAUUAAUCUCCGAUGAUGAUGAUGAUGAUGAUGAAAUAACAGUUAAUCAAUGUAUUAAAAUUACUAUUAAUAAUGAUAUAUUAUAUGAAGAAAUUUCAAAUGAUGAUAAUGAAUUAAAUAAAGCAUUACCACUAAAUAAUAAUGAAUCAUUAUAUGAAGCAAUAUCAAAUGAUGAUAAUGAACCAAAUCCAACAUUACCACCAAAUGAUAAUAAUUUAUAUGUCAACAACCAUUCUAUGGUUGAUGAUGUCAGUGAUUAUGAACAACAGCAACAAUCUUUAACCAAGAAACGUCCAUUACAUAGUCGAACACGAUCAGCUGAAGCUCGAAAACGACGAAAUCGAAAAAGACAUCUUUAUUUCCGAAUGCAACGUUAUAGAUAUUUUAUCACUCGUCCAUUCCCCUACAGAUUUACAAUGAAAUUAGUUCGACAUAUUCUUGCUGAAUACAAUAUUUAUUAUACUCAUGUCAAACCAGUUGAUGAUUUAUUACUUAUUGGUGUAAAAGACAAAAUAAUUGAACAACAAAACGAACGAAGAUUACUUGGUGAUAUAUUUGAUCGACGUCAUUAUUACUUGUUUCGUCGUCAAGCUCAAUAUUUAUCAAGAAGAUCAAAUGAUAUACAAGAGUGA